AUGCAUCCAGUCCAAGCUCCAACCUCAAGCAGCACAGGACAACAAGGACCAAGUACUCCAGUUCACAAUGCUCCUCGAGGCGAUCCUCAUAACUUUCCCCCAACACCACAACGAGCCAAUCCACCACAACCAGCUAUGGAGUUUACUAUGCAACAAAUGGCUGAGAAAAGGCUUAAACUGAAGGAGUUAUAUGGCAAAUAGUAAGUUCUUGACGUUUUUGUUUGAUUUUAGGUAACAUUAUCGACUUAUGGGGGUGUUUUUGGCUUUACAGUAAAUGUCUCAAUUUUUUUGCAGCGCCCAAAAGCCAUUGCCACCGACAGCUUUGCAGUCAGUGUACACUGCAGUACCCACAAAUUCUUCGUUGAACAAUGAUUUCCUUGUUGUUAUGCCAAGAUUGGAUAUAGAUGAAACCGGGCCACCACAAAUGAUACCUCCCCUUGGAAAUGUGCCAAUUGUUAGGGAAUCUUUUGCCAUGAGGAUGCGACCACGGUGA
Molecule: messenger RNA, 493 nt
Organism: Bursaphelenchus okinawaensis
Lineage: Eukaryota; Metazoa; Nematoda; Chromadorea; Rhabditida; Aphelenchoididae
Source: the annotation of a GenBank genome assembly